GUGCCUUUCCUUCCAUUUCACCCAGGCCACCGCCACGCGAAGGGAUCGCCCGUGCACCCGGCGCCGCCCCCUGUCCAUCACCGCCCGCAUGCUCGCCGCCGCCGCCCAUGGCCCUCAGCGCCGCCCUGACGCUCGCCUCGCCCAGGUUCUCAUCAACCUCGCGAAGAAGGACCUGACGGAGGUCACCCACAAGGUCUACUUUGAUAUCGAGAUUGAUGGCAAGCCCGCAGGUUUGCAAGCUGUGUUGUCAUAAUUUGAUAAAGAAUUCAAAUGAAGCAUUAUGACAAGCAUGAUUUGAGAGUACCAGCUUUCAGGAGCAUGGAACAAGGGGAAAUAUAGGAGGAUGGAGCAUGAUUCGAAGCUUUCAGUACCCUCUGGCUUUCAGGAGCAUGAUUUGAAGCUUUCAGGAGCACGGAACAAGGGGAAGCUUUCAGUACCAGCUUGUGCCUUCUGAAUCUGGAACUGAUGCUGCAUCCUCUGUGGCUUUCUCGUUCAGGACCAUUCAACUUUGAGUCAGGAGGGUCAGCUGGAAGCCUGCCAAAGCUUCAUCGCAACCCGUACAGCUGGUCCAAGGUGUCUAGUGUGAUAUACUUGGACUCCCCUGCUGGUGUUGGUCUGUCAUACGUGAAGGAUAAGUCCAAACCUUAUACAACUGGCGACCUUCAGACUGCUCAUGAUUUGCAUACUUUUCUUCUCAAGUGGUUUCAGCUCUACCAUGAGUUCCUGACAAAUCCAUUUUACAUAGCUGGUGAAUCAUAUGCUGGGAUUUAUAUUCCUACCCUUUCACAUGAAGUUGUCAAAGGAAUUCACGAAAGAGUCAAGCCAGCUAUAAACUUUAAGGUUAAGAGAUCUUCUAAAAUUAUUCCUGCUGCGUGAGAACACUAAAUGUGGUUACCAAGGAAAUCUAAGGUUAAAUGCUUUAUGACGUGAGAACACUAAACGUGUUUUACCAAGGAAACGUGAGAUGAAGCCUGAAGCCAUCCGAAAUUGAGAAGCCGAUUAUUGUUGACCAUAGUGAACUACUUUGUAACAGCAGUCACUAUUAUUGUUGUUGCUGUUCCUGAAGGGCUGCCUCUAGCUGUUACUUUGAGUCUUGCAUUUGCAAUGAAAUUAGUGAUUCAUUAGCAAUUUGAAUGUACUCUGUGUAAGGCAGUAAUAUGUGUAAUGACUGACUUAUGUGUAAGGAUGUAAAUACAAUGAUAUUUAUGCAAAUGCACUGAUGAAAUAAAUUGCAGUGGACUCCAUGUCCAUGUUGUAUA
Molecule: messenger RNA, 1259 nt
Organism: Setaria italica (foxtail millet)
Lineage: Eukaryota; Viridiplantae; Streptophyta; Magnoliopsida; Poales; Poaceae
Product: serine carboxypeptidase 1-like
Exons: 5
Coding region: 466-876 (136 amino acids)
Biological process (GO): secondary metabolic process; proteolysis
Molecular function (GO): serine-type carboxypeptidase activity; acyltransferase activity, transferring groups other than amino-acyl groups
Source: RefSeq, a predicted model, not a curated record